Plasmodium berghei ANKA is the source of this 4383-nucleotide messenger RNA. RefSeq names its product kinesin-8, putative. The transcript has 5 exons. Gene Ontology annotation, molecular function: microtubule binding; microtubule motor activity; ATP binding. Gene Ontology annotation, biological process: microtubule-based movement; mitotic spindle organization. The coding region runs from base 1 to 4383 and encodes 1460 amino acids. NCBI's taxonomy places the organism in Eukaryota, Apicomplexa, Aconoidasida, Haemosporida, Plasmodiidae. The record is from RefSeq and is a predicted model, not a curated record.
AUGAAAGAUAAAGAAAUCGUAAAGUUAAAUUCAAAUGGUGAUAACCAUUUAAUAAAUCUUAAAAAUGUGCAAGAUAAAAAUUUAUCAAGUAGUGGCAUUCCUUCUCGCUAUUCAUCAUUUGAAUCAGAUGUACAAGCAUCAAAACAAAAGGAUGAUCACAUCUAUAAUACUGAUAAACUUAACAAAAUUAUGAACAACACUUCAUCAAUUGGUGAUACUCAGUAUUGUAACAAUAGGAUUGACGAUACAAAAUUACCAGAAAAACUUUUACAAAAAUAUUUUUCAAAUAAUUCUACAUAUAAAUAUACUAAUUCGAUAGAACACCAAAAUAUGAUGAAUGCACAUAAUGAAGAUUUAUCUACAUAUCAAAAAAAUGAAGCAGCUGAACAUAUUGAUAUAAAUAAUCAUAAUAAAGAACAGAAAAAAAAUGAACAUGAAGAAUUGAAGGGAGUUCAUGAUUUAAAUUUUCAAAAUAAUUCUUAUAAAAAAGAAGAAAUAUGUGAAAAAAAAUUAAUAGAACCCAUAAAAAACACAUCUAUAAAAAAAGAAGAGGAUCAAAAAGAUACCAUGAAAAUAUUUGUUAGUAAUUACGGAGAUAAUAUAUAUAGAAACACAGAAAUAUACAAAACUCACACAGAAUCAUGCAGAAAUUUUACAGAUCAAAAAUAUAAAACUCAAUAUUAUGAUGAAAAUAAACUAUCACCUCUAUAUAAAAAUAAAAGUGAUAAAUUUUAUGAUACAUUUAGCGAAGAAAAAAAAGAAUUACAUUUUAAUUCGAUAGAUGAGUUGAUGAAAGAAAUACAAAUAUUUAAUAAUUCUAUGCAAACUAUAACAUCUAAUGAUCCGACUUUUAUACAAAAAAAUAAUAAACAUAUUUAUUCAGAAAAUAAUUCAAAUAAAAGAGAAGCAAACGAAAUAAAUAACAGUCUUAUUAUAGAAAACACAGUUAGUUGUUCUAAUAUAUCGACAGAUGCAUGUUUUGGUGAAUCGCCUCAAAAUUCUAAUCGAGAAAAAUCAGAUAUCCUUGAUAAUGAAGAAUAUAAUCUUCAGGAACACUCCAAUAAUAGUUGUUAUGAAAAAAAUGAAUCCAUAAAGAGUUUUAAAAAUUUUGUUAAAUCUGAAAUAAAAACAGAAAACUCUAUUUUGUUUACUGAGGAUAAAGAGCCUCAACAUACAGAAUUAAAACAGGACAACUUAAUGGGCAGUCAGUUAAAUAAAUCAGAUGUAGAAUACACUGAUCAAGAAUCUGAUAAUAACAACUCAUGCAAACAAAAUGAUGUAUCAUCAAUCUCAAUGAAAUUAACAGAUGUAGAACCAUAUACCAAAUUAGAUAAUGAAGAAUCUAUUGAAACUAGUAAAAUAUCAUCUAAUCAAUGGGAAGAAAUGAAAAAAAGUUUUUAUGAUAUCGAAAAUAACUUGCUUUAUCUAAACAGAGAAAAUAAUUAUUCUUUGGAACGAAACAUAGAAGGAACCGAACUAUUAAAUGUAAACAAUUCUGAAACAAAUAAAGAAAUAAAAUUUGAGAAAAAUGAAACUCCUCAAAUAUCAUAUCAUACUGAUGAAUACAAAGAAAAAAACGAAGAAAUAAUAAAAUCACAAUUAGAUUCUGAUAAAAAAUCUACAAUUUACAAUUAUAUACAUAAAGAUUCAUUUCCAAACUAUGAAUAUGAUGAUACUGAAACUAAACAUCUAAAUAUUCUAAAAAAUUGUUCAGAAAAAGAUGAAGCAUUUCAAAACAAAAAUAAUAUAUCUGAACAAUUUAAUUAUAAUUAUUUACAGGAUUUCACUAAUAAGCAAAAUUCAUUAAAUGGUUUUACUCCAAAAGAUUAUCAAAAUAAUAACAAUUAUUAUUAUACUGAUAAGGAAAUUGAUAUACAUUCCCCUUAUGCUAGAAGAGAUGUACUUCCGGAUCUUAGCUUGGAAAGAUGCAUCUAUUCGAAGGAGGGUUCUCCUAAUGGUAAAACUGACACUCUUAAUGGGCCUGACACAUCUAAUAGAACCGAUGCAUCUAGAAUUAACUCAGCAGGAAAGGGAAGGACACCAAGAAGUUCAAAAAGUGGAGGAUCUACUAAAACAGCUUUUGCAAUCGUAAAAACUGGAAAAAUAAAACAAGCAGAAAAGGAUUUAGUUAAAACACCAAAAGUUUUCAAAAAAACUGAAGGAAAUACAAGAACAAGUGUCAAUGGAAAUUCAAACGGAAAUGUGGGAACAAAAUCUCCUUCAAAUUAUAAUAUUUCAUCAAGUGCAAAUUAUUCUACACAUUGUAAUAAUGGAGGAAACGGGGUAACUCCUACAUCUACUAAAACAAAUAAAAAUGAAAAAGAUAUAACAUACAAUAUGAAUGUUGUAAUUAGAUGCAGACCAAUGAGUAAUAGUGAAAAAAAUGAAGGAGCAAAAAAUGUUAUAAAAAUUAUGGAUAAUAAAAUGAUUGUGUUACUCGACCCAAGUGAUAAUACUGAUAAUGUAUUAAGACAAAAUAGAACUAAAGAAAAAAGAUAUUGUUUCGAUUACGUAUUUGAUGAAAAUAGCACCCAAGAAGAUGUAUAUAAUAAUAGUGUAAAACCAUUGGUAGAUGCAGUAAUAAAAGGAUACAACUCAACAGUAUUUGCAUAUGGAGCUACUGGUGCAGGAAAAACCCACACAAUUAUAGGUUAUAAAAAUGAACCCGGUAUUAUGAUGAUGAUAUUACAAGAUCUAUUUAAAAAAAUUAAAACCUUAAAGGCUAUGAACGAAUAUAAAAUAAAAUGCUCUUUUAUUGAAAUAUAUAAUGAAAAUAUAUGUGAUCUUUUGAACCCAUCAAGUGAAUAUCUUGAUUUAAGAGAAGAUCCUGUAAAAGGUAUAACUGUUUCUAACAUUUUUGAAGUCUGUACUACAUCUGUUGAAGAAAUUAUGGAAUUAAUUCAUACAGGAAAUAGAAAUAGAACCCAAGAACCCACAGAUGCAAAUAGAACCAGCUCAAGAAGUCAUGGAGUAUUACAAGUAAUAGUUGAAGAAACAGAAAAAGGACAAGGAUUAUAUCAACAAACAAAAAAAGGAAAAUUGUGUGUUAUAGAUCUAGCAGGAAGUGAAAGAGCUAGUCAAACUAAUAAUAAAGGAAUGAGAAUGUUAGAAGGUGCAAAUAUAAAUAGAUCUUUGUUAGCUCUAGGAAAUGUUAUAAAUGCAUUAGUAUCUAGAAGUAAAGGAACUAGUAAAUCGAAUUUUAUACCAUUUAGAGAUAGCAAAUUAACAAGAUUAUUAAAAGAUUCUUUAGGAGGCAAUUGUAAAACAUUAAUGAUUGCUAAUAUUAGUCCUUCACAUCUAUCUUAUGAAGAUACUCAUAAUACACUAAAAUAUGCAAAUCGGGCAAAAAAUAUUAAAAAUGUUGUUACAUCUAAUUCUGUUGUAGUUAAACACCAUUUAACUAUGUAUAUAGAUAUAAUCGAAAAAUUAAAAACUGAAAUAGAAUGCUUAAAAGAACAAUUAAAUGAUAAAGAAAAAACACACCAUUUUAUAAUAUCUGAAUCUAAUUCUACAAAUUAUGAUUAUUAUGAUUCAGUUAAAGAUUGUGAUAAAAAUUCUUCUAGAGAGGAAUUACUCAAUAUUAUAUAUUUCUUAAAACGUGAAAAUCAAAAACUUAGAUGCAAUUUGGGUUCUAUAACCCCACAUAUUUCAACUUCAGAUUCUUCCACUCCCACAAACGAAUUUAUUAAAUAUACAGAAGAAAUUAAUAAUAUUAAAAUUGUUAAUGAAAAGUUAUUUAUAGAUAAUAAAAAAUUUAAAGUUAACAUUCAAGAGUAUAUUCAAAUAAUAGAAAAUAUAAAAGAAGUUAAUCACAAAUAUAAAGCUCAAAUAAAUUCUCUCAAAAAUAUGCUUUAUAAUCAUGAUGUUAGUCACCUUCAAAUGCGUCUCUGGCUUGAUGAUCUUAAACGCAAAUACACUCAAUUAAAGGAAAACAUAACAGAUAAAGACAAUGCCCAACUCCUAGAAGGAUUGCAAGAUGAACUUAAUAAAGUUUUAAAUGAACGUAAACAAAUAAAAAAUUUUAUUUUGAAUAUCGAACAAAAUCUUGUUGAAAAUAAAGAAGUAAAUAUGGAUGCACUUAAAGGAAAUCAGAUUAAAAUGCUGGAAGAAAAUAAAAAUAAAAUGGAAAAUCAGUUACAAAUAAAUAUCAACCAAACUAACAAUUUAAUAAACAAACUAGUUGCAAAUAUAAAAGAUGAUCAAAUGAAGAGCUUUAUGUAUUUAUUUUAUACAAACACUAUUCUUAUGCAAGAACGAGAGGAUUUCCAGGACAUGUUUGAAUUAUCUUCUGUUAUAAUUAACCACAAAGAAAAACAACUUCAACAAUUAAUUGAAACAUCAAAGAUCUCAAAUCUUUUUAACAUUAUAAAAAAUAAAAUUUAA